This is a messenger RNA of Dryobates pubescens (Downy woodpecker), 2153 nucleotides long. RefSeq names its product arkadia (RNF111) N-terminal like PKA signaling regulator 2N (gene ARK2N). Lineage: Eukaryota; Metazoa; Chordata; Aves; Piciformes; Picidae. Gene Ontology annotation, biological process: ubiquitin-dependent protein catabolic process. The coding region runs from base 36 to 1259 and encodes 407 amino acids. The transcript has 4 exons. Gene Ontology annotation, molecular function: ubiquitin protein ligase activity. The record is from RefSeq and is a predicted model, not a curated record.
CAUGCUUUGAGACCAGGGGAUCUUGAUGCUCUGAAAUGAAGAUGGAGGCAGUGGGAAAAACAGAAGAACUUGUUGAUUCAGAAGUUCCACCAAAGACUUCUGCAAAGCAAGAGACUGCUCCUGAUGAAGAUGGACCUAUAGAACUUGAGACACAAAAUCAGAAGGAUAACAUGCCCACUGCAGCAGACUCUGCAGUGCUCUCUUCAAUGCCUUGCUUACUGAUGGAACUGAGGAGAGACUCCUCAGAAUCGCAGUUAGCGUCUACAGAGAGCGAUAAGCCGACUGGUGGUCGAGUUUACGAGAGUGACUCUUCUAAUCAUUGCAUGCUUUCACCUUCAUCCAGUGGGCAUUUGGCUGACUCAGACACCUUGUCUUCCACAGAAGAGAAUGAGCCCUGUCAGGCUGAAGCUGCUGUAGAGGGAGACCCUUCUGCAGUUUCUGGGGCUACAGUUGGGAGGAAAUCCAGGCGAUCCAGGUCUGAAAGUGAUACUUCAACAAUGGCUGCCAAGAAAAACCGACAGUCUAGCGAUAAGCAGAAUGGUCGAGUUACCAAGGUAAAAGGCCAUCGAAGCCAAAAGCACAAAGAAAGAAUCCGUCUCUUAAGACAGAAGCGGGAGGCAGCUGCUCGCAAGAAGUACAACCUGCUGCAGGACAGCAGUACCAGCGACAGUGACCUGACCUGUGACUCGAGCACGAGCUCAUCAGAUGAUGAUGAAGAGGUUUCAGGGAGCAGCAAGACAAUCACUGCAGAGAUACCAGAUGGACCUCCAGUUGUAGCUCACUAUGAUAUAUCAGACACAAAUUCAGACCCAGAAGUGGUAAAUGUGGACAAUCUGUUGGCGGCUGCAGUAGUUCAAGAGCACAGUAAUUCUUUAGCAAAUCAAGACUCAGCAUCUACCUGGAGAGCCAGAGGGCUGCUAGAUAAACUGAAUGCUGAUGCAGGUCACUUGGAUCCAGGCUUCAUUGUGAGUGACAAAACCUCUUCUGGUAAUGCCCAGAUCACUGAAGAAAUUAAUAUCACCUCUUCUGAUAGUGAAGUAGAGAUUGUUGGAGUUCAGGAACAUGCCAGGUGUGCGCAUCCCAGGGGAGGCGUGAUUCAGAGUGUGUCUUCCUGGAAACACGGCUCAGGCUCACAGUACGUUAACACUCAGCAAACACAAUCAUGGACAGCUGUGACUCCCCAGCAGAAUUGGUCUUCGCCCCCAGAAGUAGUAGACCUCACUUUGGAUGAGGAUACCAGGCGCAAAUACCUACUGUAAUGCAGUGCCGCCGCGUUUCUGUCCCCACCCCUUCCCCCUUUUGUGGCACAGAUGUUCACUGUUAAAACUUCAGCUUCAGAAGCCCUCUUCCCGGCAUUAUCAAAUCCAAACUCACAAAGUUUUUCAGUUCUAUAAGAAUGUAGUAUAAUUUCAAUAUCAUUUAAAAUGGCUUUGCCUUCUCAAAAGGAGGAUUCCUCCCAGAAUGAAAAGCUAAUAGCACCAAAUUUAAAAUGCAUCUGCGGUUACUAACGUGUGUGUGUGUUAAUCUGAAGAAAUAACUCUGUGCAAACUUAUGUCCACCUCCACCUUCAGAGCUUUCUUAAUUUAUCAGUAUACUGAGUUUGUUUGUAGAAGUUAGUGUUUUGCUGUGUGAGCAUCAGUGGUUUUUAGAAUUGCUGUGUCCUUGCUGAUUUCAGUGGAAUUGGGGUUAUUCAACACUUCUGGGCCAAGAGUAUUUCUGCCGACGCUGAUUUGGUUAUCCUACCAGCAGAAGGGACUGUCCUUGAUACCAACGGCCCAUAACAUAUGCACUGAAUGGCUUUUAAUUAAAGAAUUUUUAUUUUCAGUAUAAUUUAUAGUUUACACUUUCUUCAGUGCUGAGUCUUCUGUCUACUCGACUACUGUGUUUCACUGAUCGUUUCCUACAGCUUGUUAUGGUUUAAAAUAGUAGUAGUAGUGACUUGGUAGCAGCUGAUGAUGGCAAAAGCACAAGAAAAAGCAACAAAAAGGUCCAGCAUCCUGCUCUCUUUUAAGUAGAGAUGAACUUCUAUUUUGUUUUAUUUUUUUAAUCUAUAUCCAAGUCUUGCCUGGAGUACAAGGGGAGAAAAACUUUUUGCUCGUAAUCCUCAUCGCUGCUGAUCCUUAUUUUGCUUCACUGACCAUUUUGAGGAGAAA